AUGGCGGCCUUAUCGAAAGCGAUCGCCAAGAACAUAUUGUUCUCUCACCUGGACGAGAACGAACGGUCGGACAUAUUCGACGCAAUGUUCCAGGUCACGUUUCUACAGGGCGAAUCUAUUAUUCAACAGGGUGACGAGGGAGACAAUUUUUACGUAAUCGAUGUUGGCGAAGUCGAGGUGUAUGUAAAUUCGGAACUGGUGACGGUGAUCGGCGAAGGCGGGAGUUUUGGAGAGCUGGCUUUGAUCCACGGUACACCGAGGGCUGCCACGGUUCGUGCUAAGACUGACAUGAAGCUCUGGGGCUUAGAUCGAGACAGUUACAGGAGGAUACUUAUGGGGUCGACGAUCCGGAAGAGGAAAAUGUACGAAGAAUUCUUAUCACGCGUCUCUAUUCUAGGUAAGCGCACUCAGUACACUCUGGCCGCUAUGUAUAUAAUUACGGCAUUAAAUGAAACCACUUGA
Macrosiphum euphorbiae (potato aphid) is the source of this 462-nucleotide messenger RNA. The record is from the annotation of a GenBank genome assembly. Lineage: Eukaryota; Metazoa; Arthropoda; Insecta; Hemiptera; Aphididae.